Messenger RNA from Aspergillus aculeatus ATCC 16872, 1271 nucleotides. Its product is annotated as 1-acylglycerol-3-phosphate O-acyltransferase SLC1. Lineage: Eukaryota; Fungi; Ascomycota; Eurotiomycetes; Eurotiales; Aspergillaceae. Gene Ontology annotation, cellular component: membrane; endoplasmic reticulum. Gene Ontology annotation, molecular function: 1-acylglycerol-3-phosphate O-acyltransferase activity. Bases 49 to 927 code for a protein of 292 amino acids. The transcript is spliced from 2 exons. Gene Ontology annotation, biological process: phosphatidic acid biosynthetic process. The record is from RefSeq and is a predicted model, not a curated record.
ACCCAUAGUCUUAAUUCCGACCAGCCCUUUUCCUUGCCGCGUCUCGUCAUGUCCUUCUUCUCCUACGUUGCCUCGGGCAUCAGCUCGUUCGUCGUUGUCACGCUCUCCUUAUUCGCUCUCGGCCAGAAAGUUCCCCGCGCCGCUUUCGUGGCUCGCUGUCUGGCAGCCUACGGCUCGCUCCUCCUGUGUGCCACCUAUGGCGUAGUGGCCUCGAUUGUCCUGCGCCUGGCUGGCUACGGCCGGGUUUCGCAAUGGGCCACGGCGCGCAGCUUCAAAUGGGUGAUGCGGUAUACGACCGGUGUGCAGUUCGAUAUUGUGGAGGGUGUUGAGCACCUGUCGACUCGCCCGGCGGUGUUCAUCUCCAACCACCAGUCCGAGCUGGACGUGCUCAUGCUGGGCGCCAUCUUCCCUCCCUACUGCAGUGUCACGGCCAAGAAGUCGCUCAAAUAUGUGCCCUUCCUCGGCUGGUUCAUGGCCCUGUCCCGGACGGUCUUCAUUGACCGUGCCAACCGCGAAACGGCCGUCAAGGCGUUUGACAGCGCCGCCGCGGAGAUGCGUCAGCACCGCCAGAGCGUCUUCAUCUUCCCCGAGGGCACCCGAAGCUACUCCGAUAACCCGGAGUUGCUGCCUUUCAAGAAGGGUGCUUUCCACCUGGCUGUCAAGGCUGGUGUGCCAAUUGUCCCCGUCGUCACGGAGCACUACUCCCACGUCCUGUCUCCCCGCAAUAUGCGAUUCAAUGCGGGGACUAUCAAGAUCAAGGUUCUGCCGCCGAUCAGCACCGAGGGUCUGACCGCCGCCGACGUCGACAGUCUCACCAAGUCUACGCAAGCGUCGAUGCUCAAGUCUCUCCUCGAACUGUCGGAGAAGGACAAGACGGAGAUCGGCUCUGCUGUCGCCAAUGGCACCUCCACUGCUGUCGAGAUCUAGAUCUCUUGUCAUGACGAUAUCAUGAUCGACUCAUUCACGACCGAGAAGCGCCCUGCAUUCGAACAUUUGUAAACUGUGCUGGUAUCCUAUGUCCGCGCCUUCUCCAUUAUUAUUCAUCCCUUUUACGAUUCCACGUCCUAAACCGAUCAUACCAUGCAGCCACUCGCCGUACUUAAUCCGACGCCUUGAGAUCGGGUGAUUCCUACGGCUAGAGAUUUCCUUUGGCCUGACACCCCGUGUACUCUAGCCAUCUCCCGCGUCGAUAAUAUCUUGUUCUUUCCCGCCGCCAGCCUGCUCUCUUUCAUCGGAGCAAUGCCGCAGUCGCUUUUCUGGUUAGGCCUUGC